Messenger RNA from Aethalodelphis obliquidens (Pacific white-sided dolphin), 2252 nucleotides. RefSeq names its product chromosome unknown C10orf120 homolog (gene CUNH10orf120). The record is from RefSeq and is a predicted model, not a curated record. The transcript has 3 exons. The coding region runs from base 1197 to 2228 and encodes 343 amino acids. NCBI's taxonomy places the organism in Eukaryota, Metazoa, Chordata, Mammalia, Artiodactyla, Delphinidae.
AUUUUAAUCAUUUUUUUGGUAUGUAUUAUUCUAGAGUUUCUUUAUGCAAAUACAAGUUUCCUUUCCAACACAAAAAAGUCAUCUACAAUUUAUAUACUUUUGCACCUUGCUUUUUGCACGAACAAUAUUUCUCAGCGAUAUUUCCAAAUAACUAAAGAUCUUUUUAUUACUUCUAUAGUCCUAUUACUCCUAUAUAGUAUUCCAUUAUAUGGUCAACCAUAACUCUCUAGCCAGUCACCUGUUAAUGGACAUUUGAGUUUCCCAUUAGGUUUGUCGUCUCACACAAGGCUGCACUGACAAACUUGUGUAUAUUUUAUUUUAUACAUGUAAUUGCUGGGUCAAAGGGUAAACACACUUGUAACUUUUGGUAUAUAUUGCCUAAUUACUUUCUACAGGAUUGUGCCAAUAUACAUUCCCAGCAGCAACACUCUUGACCCCACUUUUGGGCAGGAACCCAAGAUGAUUGCUUAUUAGGUCAACAGGCUGAACAUCUGCUCUAUACUAGAUCCCAUGAUAAACAGCCCCAGUGCAAAGAACAAGAUGCUAUUGGCACCUGCUUUUGAGCAGAGGGAGAGACAGACAUAUUUAUUGGACAAGCAAGUCAAUACGUGACAAAGCACUAUAGCAUGAUACAGGAAGUGCUGUGAGAAUGUGGGCCAAGGGAUAAUUUAUUCUGCAAGGAAAUCUUCAGAGGAAGCAAUAGUUAAGCUGGGCCCUGAAAGAUAAGCAAGUUGUCUAGGGGGAGAGAGGUAUUUGAGACAGCGGGGAGCAUGUCUAGAAGCUGAUUCCAAGAACCAUAGAUAGAGUUCAUGGAUGGAGCAUGAGGAACUAAGAUUGGAGCUAAGCUUGGAGAGGCAAGCCAACACCAGGGAGAGACUUCAGCUGAUGAGCCUUCAUCCUGAAAGAACUGAGCAGUCUUUAUGGGCACAUAAGUGGCAGUGACGUGGUCAGAUCAUCUCCCAGCCACACUCUCUGCCCACUCUAUUCCUCUAGACUCCAACGCGCCAGGAGCAUGGUAGUGUGCAUCCAUUUCACCCCAAGGGGUCAUUUGUUGCCUAAACUCAGACCUCACAAUAGCUCCGCGUAGGCCAGUUAUGAUGCAAGAAGUUUGUGACUGUCCCUUGGGUUCCCAUUAAAACUGUCUUACAAAGAAACUCCAGGCACUGACACCUCCCAUCUUAGCCUAUUGCCAGAGUAUGAUCAGAGAAUGGGAGAAUGGCUGUCAGAAGACUGGAAAACAGAGGGCUAGAGAUUCAAGGGCCCAAGAAAGGAUGACUACAGAGGGGAAGUCAAAUAAGCAUGGAACACCAGUCCAGGUAUUCAAUAUAAGCGAUUCCUUUCAGGAUAAAGACUCCCUGUGCUGCCAGGGGGAUCCAUGUUCUGCUUCACCGUUGGGGAUAUGGACCAAAUUCUGCAAAUCAGACCCACGCGUUGCCCUCGGAAAAUACUCCCCCUUGGAAAAAGAGAUCCUACGUCUAGGUGGUGUUCACACCAUAGCAUCCAGGAGGUUUCUGACUUAUAAGCAAGAAGAAGAACGGAAAAUGCUCAAGGAACUACAGGUGCUGUCUUCAGACUAUAAAAGGGCGGUGGAAUAUAGGAAGCAACUCACCCCUCCUUGUGCCACCUGUGGACCCCUAGAAAAAAUAUGGACGGCGAAGGUGAUGGUGCCCCCAGAGGAGUUCAAAAUGCCGCAGCGGGAGAGGCUGAACGUCAGCAAGCACAUAGAACGAAUGCAGCUCGCUCGAGCCCUGAGGAAUAAGCAGCCUUUACCCUACAUUGAAAGAUUUAGGAGCUCUUUGCUUCUGUCUGGAGGGGGCCUGGGCCUCCCGGGAAGGGACAAAACUGGGGAAGGCAAGGAUGACCGAGACGCCGAUCCCUGCGACUAUGCCCAUCAAGAGAAGAGAGAUGAGGCAGAGAGCAAAACCACGAAAAGACAGGAAAUAAAAAUGAACGUAAUUUUCAAGUCAGAAGAACCAAAAAAAUGUGUGACGUACCAUCCAAAUGAUCUCAAACCAUUCCUCCCUCCAAAAAAAGCAGAAAGAUCCAUUGCUGGCUUAACGAACAGAAAUCUUUUGCACCUGGCCGAAUUCCCUGGAGACCUAAUGCUGCUGAGUCAGGAUUUUAUAUCACGGGGAAUCCACCCCAGUGACGUGUCAAAGGCCAGCUGUCUGGAAGAAGGCAGCGCCUGGAAAGAGUACAUGCACACAGCUGCUUCCCACCAUUAUUAAAGGUUUAUUUAUUCCCCAUGGAAA